Molecule: messenger RNA, 639 nt
Organism: Adineta ricciae
Lineage: Eukaryota; Metazoa; Rotifera; Eurotatoria; Adinetida; Adinetidae
Source: the annotation of a GenBank genome assembly
AUGGACCAAACUUUAACAAUAAACAGUGAAUUACAUUCAACUGACAAUGAUAAAUCUGAAAAAAGAAUUACUUCACAAGAAACAGUACCAUUUGUAGAAGUUCGAACAUCAAAACGAAAAUGCUCUAGCAAUCGUCGUCAGAACGAAGAAGAAAAAUGGGAGACAGGUUGUGGGAAUGAUAGUAUACUUAUAACAUUUGAUGAGUUACCAUCUCUAACAGCUGUACCAAAUGGGUAUAAGAGUAUUAAUUGGAAUAAUGCAUAUGUUUUCAUCAACUCUUAUAAUAUAAGUGGAUUUCAGACAGGCACUGUCAGUCCAAAUUGUACAUCACAUAACGCUUAUGGUAAUCCAAUGAGAAUGACAAACCUUGAUGGUACCCUUUUUACUUUACAUUCUGUUGCAAUGGCUUCAGCAUGGAAAGAUAAUUUACAAUUAAAUGUCGUUGGAUAUCGUUCAAAUGUGAUCAUUGCAAAUAAUACUUAUAUAAUUCAAGUCUUUUUGUUAUCUAAUAUAACAUUUAUUGGAUAUUCUAAUUUAGACACAGUUGUAUUUUCAACAUCAGGUGGAACACGAAAUCCAAAUGUCUCGGAUGAUGGUACGCAUUAUGCAAUGGAUAACCUCUGUAUUAGUGUUAAAUGA